GCGCAGCAGCCGGUGGACGGCACAGCUAUUGUGAGCUGCCGCGGGAAAAGACAGCUUGGUUCGAGUGUGCUGCCAAUGCGUCCUUCCAUUGAGCGCAGCCUGCAGUUACUGGUGUUCUUUUAAAAGAGGACACGGCUGCAGGAAAAGGAGCGCACACAGCAAGACGCUAGCAGCAGCACAACCACCAAUGCCCGGAAUUAACUCGGCCAUCCCGCGUUAUGAGAAUUGGGAAAUGGAUUACGACAGCUUGCAGCACUACUUUUACGACGAUCACGAUCCGGAGGAGGAUUUUUACAAAUCCACUGCCCCAAGCGAGGACAUUUGGAAAAAGUUUGAGCUAGUUCCCACCCCCCCUAUGUCCCCUUCCUGCUUCCCUAUAGCCGAAUCGCUUGAAUGGUUCUCCCACGGUGCAAACCAGGAGGAGGCAGAGGAGGAUGCGGCGACCCAAUGCAACCUCCAUACGGCGCUUUUCAGCAACCUCAGCUCGUUCAUUAUUCAGGACUGCAUGUGGAGCGGCUUCCCGGGAAGUCAGAGGCUGGAGAAGGUGGUGAAUGACCACCUGGCGCAAGUGGAGUCCGAACCCGACGGCGUACUAGCGCAGGACUCCUCGACGGCCCCCGGCUGUGUGGACCCAGCUGCCGUCUUCUAUUCUCUCAGCGCGCCAAGCAAGAAGCAGGCGUCCUCCGGAUCCGAGUGUCGCACGGAUUCAGAAGAUGAAGAGAUUGAUGUGGUGACGGUUGAAAGCAAGCAAAAUAAACACCUUUUGAAUGUCCGAAAGCCAGUCACUAUUACCGUCCGAGCUGACCCUCAUGACCCUUCCAUGAAGCGAUUCCACAUCUCGAUCCAUCAGCAGCAGCAUAACUAUGCAGCUCCAUCACCGGACAGCUACCCAGAGGAGGAACCACAGCCUAAAAAGUGCAAGAUGGAACCGUGCAGCCCACCCCCCUGUGACCCAUCGACAGAGGAGUCCUCCGCCUUUCAUUCCACCUCAAAGAGCACAAGCCCACAGAGCUCCGAUACUGAGGACACAGACAAAAGGAAAACUCACAACUAUCUGGAGCGCAAGAGGCGCAACGAUCUGCGCUCGCGUUUUCUGGCUCUGCGAGAUGAAAUCCCCGAACUAGAAGACUGUCCCAAAACUCCCAAAGUAGUCAUUCUGACAAAAGCUACAGAAUAUCUGAGGGAACUUCAUUCAAAAGAAAAACUGAAGAUAGUGGAGAAAAAACAGUUGAAGUCCAGGCAGCAGCAGUUGUUAAGGAGGCUUUAUGAUUGUAAGCGAUCGUAAUUCAGCUUCUAAGCUUUGUAACUACAACUACUGCCUGCUACUAAUUUGCACAGAUCAUUCAACGGGAGAGAGGGAUAACCUUGACGUCUAUUUCCAAUCCCACCGUAUUCCCCAAAGGAUUGUGAGAACCUCGGAAGUGGAAUCGGCCCCACUUUCUAUUCACUCUGCACUUUUGUUGUUGUUUUUUUUUUUUUGUAAUGUUAAAAAUGUUUUCUACUUUUUUGUUAUAACUGUUUCUCUAAGCAUUUACCACUCCUUGCAGCAUGAACGUUAUUUGCAUGGGAAAGGCUUUAACAUAAUUAGGAUGACCAGAAAGACCAUGUUGGGUUACUUCACAAAGGAUUGGUUUGUGGCCCUCUGUUUCGCGAUGCCAACGGUUUGUCUUGCUCUCCCUCUCUCCUGUUGAGAAUUUCCUGAUAUGAAAGCAACAGUGAGCUGCAGACCAGCUGCCACUGUUUACCUGAAUGUUUGUACAUAGAUGGUGUUAAUCCUACUGAUAAACCCACACAGAUGCUGUUUCGUUUUUUGUUUUGUUCAGGGAACCAAAAUGACACUUUGAUGGCUUUCCAGUGUUUAACAUUAGGAUAUCAACACACAUGGAUUGGUUGUUGUUUUUUUUUUUUUGGUGACUGAGAAAUUCUAUUUUUGUUAAGAAAAUGAGAAAAACACUACUGUAUUCUAAUAGUCACUUUGCUACUGUACUAGUCUCACUGCCUGUCUCUUUGAUUUAUAUACAGUAACUUAAAAGUAAGGUUUUUAUACUAUAUUUUCUUACAGAGUUAUGGUAGUAAAGUUAAAAUCUAGUGAGCCUAGUGGAAACUAACAGAAAAGCAGCUCACCUUUCAGUGAAGCAGCCCUGCUGAUUCAGGCAGUUGGUUGAAUAAUUUUGCAGGCCAGAUGUGGGGCUGAGCAUUAGCUAGCAUCGUGGCUCUUUAAACCCAGUUUUGACUUCUAUGGGGGUGUCUUGUGAGGUGGUAACUGAAAUGAAGAUCUCUUUAAUGUUACAGUGUAAACCUCACCAGCAUCUGUACCAGUCAGACCUGCAAAACCUGCUCACCUGACUACAUGAACUUUUCAAUGCCUUUUACAGUUUGUCAUGCUUGGACAGGUAAAAAUGGCACAUUAGCAAUGGUGACCCUCCCAGCCUCCGCAGUAGACCAAUGAAAAGGCUUUUUUCCAGUUAUAUCACUGGGCCCACGUAAACCAGCCUCACAGGUCUUGUGUUCAAGUCUUUGCUUUAAAAUCCUUGCACAGUUGAUCUGGUGCCCUCGGAGGUCCUAACCUUUCAUUGUAUGUCAGCAGGACUGUUUACUGAAAGGACGGGGGGUUGGGGGGGCUUUUUGUUGUCAAGCACAUUUUUUUUUUGGGGGGGAAGGGGGAAAAAAAAGGCUUU
Messenger RNA from Polypterus senegalus (gray bichir), 2678 nucleotides. It is a transcript of the gene myclb, whose product is annotated as MYCL proto-oncogene, bHLH transcription factor b. Bases 188 to 1285 code for a protein of 365 amino acids. Gene Ontology annotation, molecular function: DNA-binding transcription factor activity, RNA polymerase II-specific; RNA polymerase II cis-regulatory region sequence-specific DNA binding; protein dimerization activity. NCBI's taxonomy places the organism in Eukaryota, Metazoa, Chordata, Cladistia, Polypteriformes, Polypteridae. Gene Ontology annotation, biological process: regulation of transcription by RNA polymerase II. The record is from RefSeq and is a predicted model, not a curated record. The transcript is spliced from 3 exons.